Molecule: messenger RNA, 3862 nt
Organism: Manduca sexta (tobacco hornworm)
Lineage: Eukaryota; Metazoa; Arthropoda; Insecta; Lepidoptera; Sphingidae
Product: TBC1 domain family member 13
Exons: 9
Coding region: 103-1257 (384 amino acids)
Biological process (GO): intracellular protein transport; activation of GTPase activity
Molecular function (GO): GTPase activator activity
Source: RefSeq, a predicted model, not a curated record
AAAUGUCAAAUAAUGAAAAAAAAAAAAGAGAAAUGUCAAAUUGUCAAAAUUGAAAUGAAAAUCAAAAUACCACCGCUCACUUGAAAAUAUAUUGAAAACAAAAUGAGUUUACACAAAGCAAGGAUAAAAGCGUUUGAAGAAAUAUUACAACAAGAUAUCAUUGAUAUUGGACAACUGCAGAGACUUGCAUUCAACGGUAUUCCAGAUGAUAAAGGUCAAAGAUCCAUGGUCUGGAAGAUUCUACUUCACUACUUGCCCCAAGAAAAGCAGGCCCGUGAGACAACUCUUAUGAAGAAAAGGCAGCUAUAUAAACAAUUUAUUGAUGAGAUCAUCGUAUCCCCUGGUGGGCCAACCGACCAUCCUCUCAGCAACAGCCCGGGCAGCUCAUGGAGCACAUACUUCAAAGACAAUGAGGUUCUACUACAAAUAGACAAAGAUGUUCGCAGGUUGUGCCCGGAUAUCUCUUUCUUCCAAUCAGCAACUGAAUUCCCAUGUGCCGAGAUUGUAAACAGCAAUGGUGCGAAACGUUUGCACAAAAGAGUUGAACAGUCAGUUCUGAAAUACUCUACUUUGGAGAGACGAGGACUUGGUGUUGCAAAGUUGAGUAACGAAAUCCGACGAUCAGAGAGCUUAACGAGUGGUGACUAUGUGCCAUUGAAUGAAGGCAGCGAGGCGCACUGGGAGGUGGUGGAACGCAUGCUGUUCCUGUACGCGAAGCUCAACCCUGGCCAGGGGUAUGUGCAGGGCAUGAACGAGAUCAUAGGCCCUAUAUACCACACGUUCGCCAUCGAUUCCAACAAAGAGUAUAGAGAACAUGCAGAGGCGGACUGUUUCUUUUGCUUCACAAAUCUGAUGGCCGAGAUCAGAGAUUUUUUCAUACGCACAUUGGACGAGACUGAGAGCGGCAUCAACUAUAUGAUGAGUAGGCUCGGCGAGUGCGUCAAGACACAUGAUCCGGCCAUAUGGAGUCUGCUGGAGAAGCAAGAAUUGCGUCCACAGUACUACAGUUUUAGAUGGCUGACGUUAUUGCUCUCUCAAGAGUUCUCCUUACCAGACGUCGAGAGGAUCUGGGACUCGCUAUUCGCGGAUCCGAAUAGAUUUGAUUUUCUCAUACACAUCUGCUGUGCCAUGAUAUUGUUGGUGAGAGACAACCUGCUGAGCGGCGACUUCGCGUCCAACGUCAAGUUGCUGCAGAACUUCCCUCCGAUGGACGUGUCGCUGAUCCUCAACAAGGCGGCCCAACUUUCCCGCGUCUAAUCACCAACACUUACGAAUUUAUACAAUUUAUAAACCUGUGGUCAUUUGUAAUUUUGCAUUUAUAUAUUUAGUUUGGAAUGUACAAUAUUUUUCUAAACGUAUAUUACCUUCGAAUUGUUUGUUUUAGAUCUCUGUUCCAUUUUACACUUACCUUAAGACCAAACGUUUAUCUCUACCAUUCUCCCGAAUUACUAAAUCAAUUAUUAUAUACGUACUAUGAUAUUGAUGUAAGGCUUUAAUGUCCUAACUCUAGAGUAUAGAUGAUAGAAGGCGUAGAUGUUUCCAGAAAUUAUGUAUUUUUUAAAUAAUCUGCUGUAAUGUUUAUUUAGUUAUGUAUUUUCCGCGUCUGUUGUCUAUACAAAACAUAUAAUAGUAGCUGAUGUUAUUUAACAUAUUUAUGUGUCCAACAUACUAAUGUUGGACACAUAAAUAACAUAAACAUGGUCUUUUCACUCGAAAAUCUUCCUUAUAUUAUUCCAUAUGUUUUUGAAUCUCCUCUACCAUAACAUAUUUAGUCUAUUUUAAAGAAAUUUUAAGCUCCUAUGUGGAGAUUUUGAUAUUUCAAGUAUAUCGUAAAUGUAAUAAUUUUGGUUGAAUAUACACAUGUUUGAAAAGGAUAUAUAAAAUCACUAAAAAUAAAAAAAUAAAUUAAAAAAAAAUUGGUACCUUUUUAUCACAUUUUCUUAUAGUGUCAGCCAUUAUAUCUCAAGGUUAUACUAGGCAUUUAAUGUGUGUCAGUCCAUCUAGAGUCGUCUGUAUUUUGAUAAUGUUCCAAUUGUUUCGUGUUUAUUACCGUAGAUGGUAACGGCCACUUAUGUACGUGUCUCUUAAUAAUUAACCGGUUUAAAUGUAGUUAGGUAACCAAGUCGCGAAUUCGUGGCAACGCGGCCGAACUUGCAUAAAACUUCCAAAUAAGGCACGCAAUCAACUUAUGCUACUUUUACUGUACUUAAGUAAUACACUCGUUAUUUAGUGCCAGAUAAUCUUAAAGCAAUAUACGUACAUAAUCUUGAGUAUCAUGUAUACUAGAAUAUUACAAUCAAUAUAUGUCAGGUUAACAAUAUGCUUACAUAUAUUAAAUGUGCUGUCCGUUUCUAUAUUGAAUAAAUAAAAAUAUCUUUAGUGUUAAAGGUUUUGCGCGUACUAAAUUCCCACUACAUCGCUUGUUUAUGAUAUUAUUAUAUCGAGAUACAAAGUACUGUAUACAUAGGUGUUUCAGUUUGUAUUUUAUGUAAUGGUGAUAUAACAGUACCUUAUGCGUAUGAAUUAAUGCGUCUUACAUAUAGAAAUAUUGAUUUAAUUUUUCAAUAAUCCAGUAUCUGCUUUUGUUGUAUUAAAAUGACAUAUUUAAUGUGCUGUAAUCGCCAUAAUUGUAGAAUUUAUAUUUUGCUAUUGUUUGCUUGCCAGCGACUCCGUCCGUGUGGAAUAUUUGAUUUCCUUAGCCCUUUCAGAUUUCUUUGAGACAAUUACCCUUGAUAUCAGUGUCAUUAAUGCAGGUCGGCAUAAGGAACAAAAUGCCAGGGACCCUAGGCUUCAGGGGGCAUAAGAAUUGGCAAAUUUACUAAUCUUUCUGUGUAUUGACAAAAAAAUAGGUCGCCGGAAAAAUGUUUCUUAAUUAUUUCUUAUGUUUAUGAGAAUGUCAAACAUUGAAAUAAAACUAUUUUUUAGAUUUCACCGCGUUUCUUAUUAUAAUUUUUUCUCGGCAUUUCGAAAACUGCAGACUUUAUGGUUACCACUAUGAAGGCUGCGUCUGCAAAACAUAAUAGUUUUAUUUCAAUAUCUAAGGUACAUAUUUUUUGUUAGGUGAGACUUUAUUCGAUUAAUUUUCCACGGACCCUUUACGUUGUAGUUACGUUACUGCGUAAUAAACUAUUUUCAAUGAUGAGUGUGUAUUACUGAUGAAAGAAUAUAUUUUUUAAAUCCAUGUUUAAGAAGCUUCGCUAUAUGUUACGACUAUGCACCAAUCACUUUCAAAGAAUAGUUCGAAUUGUGUUGAUACUGAUUUGGUUAUAAUACAUAUGUCACCAUCAAUUUCUAUAUAUUUUGUCGCAAAUCUAUCUUAAGUAAUUCCAUAUUUUUGAAUCUCCUUUACCAUAUCAAAAGGAUUACCUAUGCCUAUUUUAAAGUAAUUUUUAAGCUCUCACGUGAUUUUGAUAUUUUAAGUGUAUCUUAAAUAUAUAAUUUUGAUUAAAUAUAGACAUGUUUGCAAAGGAUGUGUGUAUCUUUAACCGAGUUAUAUUACCCUUCUGUGUUAUUUUCUUUACAUAAUUUUCUUCUGUCAUUUACCUUUGACAAGGGAAAAAUUUGGGGCUCUGCUCAUUUUGGUCCAAUAUACUUACCAUCGUUGAUCCCAAUUGCAGCGCUAUCAUGUUAUCUGGCGAUUAUGGUUCAUAUUACUAUUCUGCAAAAUCGGUCAUUUUAUAUUCAUUUAUUUGUAUUGGAACAUUGAUAUUAAUUCACCCAUCGAAUAGAUUGUAAGCUAUAAAAGAACGUCAAAAUUAUGUUACCUUUAAUUUAGGACUAUAUUGUAAAUGAUGUUUGGAAUCAUAAUAUUCUUUAUUUAUAAUAUUGUAUACAGAUUCAAGAUUAAAUAUUUUCUAAUUUA